AUGGGGUUCAUUUUCCGACACUUAGAGGAAGAGAGACCGCUGCAUCGUUCUGCCUCACACCAAUUUGUACCUUCUGCAUUUGCAGCAGAAGCAUGGGCACUCUGGGAAGCUUUGAUUUCCACUAUUGAUGCAAUCUCUUCAUCUUCUCUCUUUUUCGUCACUUUUUCUCUUAAACCGCCGUUCACUUCUGAGACGAUUUCCCGGCGAUCCGUGAAGCUCCACGCGACGUAUAAUAUAUCAAAUCGAAGCCCCGGAGCCGAACCUCUCUCUCCCCAUUGCAAGAUGUGUGCGCCUCUAACUCCUCCUCCUCUUGAAACCGAAUCCAGUGAUGGUGGAUCUCCACUUCGUCAUCCUUCUCCUAUGCCAUCACCUCCUUCUAUUGCUCGCCCUUCUGUGCCAAGGUAGAUCAGUUAUGUCUAUAUUGUUGAUUGCUAUCUGGGCGUUUUCGAUCCUGGCAGACCUGAGGCUCACCAACUGGACCAAACCAGGCGUCUGACCGAAUGCGGUUAGAUGGCCAACCUAACAU
This is a messenger RNA of Eutrema salsugineum, 526 nucleotides long. RefSeq lists its product as uncharacterized. Bases 1 to 405 code for a protein of 134 amino acids. The transcript has 4 exons. NCBI's taxonomy places the organism in Eukaryota, Viridiplantae, Streptophyta, Magnoliopsida, Brassicales, Brassicaceae. The record is from RefSeq and is a predicted model, not a curated record.